Messenger RNA from Impatiens glandulifera, 1399 nucleotides. RefSeq names its product telomere repeat-binding factor 1. The record is from RefSeq and is a predicted model, not a curated record. Gene Ontology annotation, biological process: nucleosome assembly. The transcript is spliced from 7 exons. Gene Ontology annotation, cellular component: nucleosome. Lineage: Eukaryota; Viridiplantae; Streptophyta; Magnoliopsida; Ericales; Balsaminaceae. The coding region runs from base 259 to 1176 and encodes 305 amino acids. Gene Ontology annotation, molecular function: double-stranded telomeric DNA binding.
UUAGGGAUGGACUUGUAGAUUCUUACGUGUGCUAUGCUACGGACAUUUACGAAGCAUAUGUAUUAGGAAGAGGAAGAAGAGAGAUUUAGGCUUCAAAAUUCACCGCAAAUCGGAACUGAUCAAUCUCAAAACUCGCAGGAUCCUGCUCUGUGAGAUGUUUCUGGUUGGAAGAUUUUGGAGGCGUGCUUGAUACUCAAAUGUCCUUGUGUGUGUUUCUUAAAUUAUGUGUAGCACAGGCACUAAGAUUUUGAUUUCUCAAUGGGUGCCCCUAAGCAAAAAUGGACAGCUGAAGAAGAAGCAGCCCUUAAAUCUGGUGUAUCUAAGCAUGGGGCUGGAAAAUGGCGUACCAUACUCAAAGAUCCAGAAUAUAGUGCUGUUCUCUAUUUACGUUCAAAUGUAGAUCUCAAGGAUAAAUGGCGAAACAUGAGUGUUAUGGCACAUGGAUGGGGUUCAAGAGAGAAGGCUAGAUUAGCCCUCAAAAGAAUGCCACUGUUUUCUGCUCCUAAACAGGAUGGAAAUUCCUUGGCUCUAAGUUUAGUUGGCCAAAAUAAUGAAGAUACUCUUGAUGCUAAGCCUCUUGCAAUGUCUAAGGAUUAUCCACUGAUUGCUGCUCCUAAAAGGCCACUUGUAAGGCUUGACAACCUAAUAAUGGAAGCUAUAAGCAACUUGAAGGAGACAAGUGGUUCAAAUAAGACCGCAAUAGCAUCUUUUAUAGAGGAGCAAUACUGGUCACCUCCAAACUUUAAACGGUUGUUAUCAGCAAAAUUGAAGUAUUUAACCGCAAAUGGGAAACUAAUUAAGAUGAAACGAAAGUACAGAAUUGCACCACCUUCACCAUCAUCAUCAUCAAUGGAGAAAAAAAAGAGUUCACCGAUUCUGUUCCAAGAAGGACGGUCAAGAUCUUCUCCGAAAUUAGACAUGGAUGAAAUCCCAGUCCUGACUAAAGCUCAGGUAGACCUAGAGUUAGCAAAGAUGAGAAAAAUGACACCAGAAGAUGCUGCAGCGGCUGCAGCUCGAGCAGUUGCAGACGCAGAAGCGGCCAUUGCAGAAGCUGAAGAGGCAGCAAAGGAAGCUGAAGCUGCCGAAGCUGAUGCAGAAGCGGCUCAAGCAUUUGCAGAGGCGGCUGUGAAGACUCUCAAUGGAAGAAACAUUCCAAGAACGAUGAUCCCUGCUUGAUGAAUGCGCCAUAAGGAAAACUCGUAUCUAUGGAUCCUGAGAGGUCUGACUGUAAAUAGUAGUAGGAAAGAAGAAGAAGAAGAGUGCAUUUUGAUUACAUUUUUGAAGGAUUUUAGGUCUGGCUUGGUUUGACUUAAAACUCAAUAAUAAUUUAGUUGUUGUAGUACACCAGCAGCAGAUGUAACAAUGUCUUAUUAUAGAUUUUGUAGUAUGCUUCACUUCU